GGAAUGAAGGCGGCCUUCGUUCUGCAGCGGUUCCACGUCUGGAGUGAAUCAGGCUUUUAGUUUAUAGAUCAAUCAAUCAAUAUACACAUAUAUCUAUCUAUAUAUAUAUUUUAUUAAUUUGGACAUAUUAAUGGGUGUGACCUUGAUUGAUUGACUGAACCCAACAAAACAUAUAAAGUUAUAUUUUUUUUUGUUACCAGUUUUAGUAUUUUUUUAUGGUUUGUGAGUUAAAAUUUUAUAAUUACUAUUCCACUUUAAAUUUGUAAUGUUUCGUAUUAAUGACGCUAAGGUUCAAGUAAUAUUGUGCCGUUUUUGACGGUCCCUGAAGGCACCAUCAGGUUUUAGUCUGACGUCAACAGGAAGCGGGUAGAAAGGGGCGGAGCCCUACAAAAGAUGGCGUUCCUGCGGUGUAAACGGGACCCGUGCGGCGUAAUUUGCCUUAUUUUAACUUAUUUCAGCGUGUUUUACGCAGACUACGUGGUGAUCCAGUAUGUCCUCAUCCCCACCUACUCCGACAGCGUGUGGUGCACCCUCCACGGCUCCUUCUUUAACCUGAUUCUGCUGCUGCUGCUGGCCUGCCACUCCAAAGCCGUCUUCUCAGAUCCCGGCAUGGUGCCUCUGCCUGAAACGGCCAUCGACUUCUCGGACCUGCGCUCCCAGUCGACUCGGAUCAAUGAGCGGGGCUGUGAGGGCUGGACGGUCUGCAGCCGCUGUGAAACCUACAGACCUCCCAGAGCGCACCACUGCCGCGUCUGCCAGAGGUGCAUCCGCCGCAUGGACCAUCACUGCCCCUGGAUCAAUAAUUGUGUCGGGGAACUAAACCAGAAGUAUUUCAUCCAGUUCCUUUUCUACACUGGCAUGGCCAGCCUGUACUCCAUGGUGCUGGUGGUUUGGGCGUGGGUGUGGAGGAUACGCAACGAGAGAGAAGGCGGUGCAGAAAAAGAAGGAGAGGAGACGCCCAGCAAACACCUGAUAGUAGCUCAUUACAUCAUCCUCCUGGUGGAGUCCGUGUUGUUCGGAGUCUUCGUCAUGGUCAUCUUCUACGAUCAGCUGGUCUCCAUCAUCACCGACGAGACUCCCAUAGAGCAGAUGAAGAACAGGUUGAUGAUCAAGGACAGGAACUCUUCAUCUUCAUCCUCCCUGUCCUCGCCGCAGUCCCACCACCCCCCACACACCCGCAAACCCAAACUGGCGCUCCUGCGGGAGGUCUUCGGUCGAGGUUCAGUUUUCUGCUGGCUGCUUCCGCUCCACCACAGCCCUCCGUCUGUUGGAGGAAUCAGCUACUCCGCCCUGCCCAACUACGACGUCUGAGCUCCAGGCCGUGGAGCAGUGUCUUAUCUUCAAUCAGAGGGAAGAGUGAAGCAAAUGGUGACGGAGGAGAGAGAGUGUGUUUAUGGACGAGUGAAUGACUCUGAUGUCAGACUCACCGGGAAAAGCUCGCCGACGGUCCUGAUCUGUACUAACCAGCAGCUCCUUUGGUAUUUGCAGCUCACUGGAAUUUGACUGAUUCGUUCUCCAAGAGUUUUUAUAAAAACGGUUUUAGACUUGAAUGUAAAAAAAAAGACGAUUCUAAAGUAAUCUGUCAAAAUACCUCAUAAAGACGCACAUCGGUUAACAUAAUAAAAGAUAUACCACUUGAA
Molecule: messenger RNA, 1640 nt
Organism: Oryzias melastigma (Indian medaka)
Lineage: Eukaryota; Metazoa; Chordata; Actinopteri; Beloniformes; Adrianichthyidae
Product: zf-DHHC domain-containing protein
Exons: 9
Coding region: 394-1311 (305 amino acids)
Molecular function (GO): palmitoyltransferase activity
Source: RefSeq, a predicted model, not a curated record